AUGAUCAAAGUAGAAGUUUUUUUUUCUCUCUGUAAUUUCCUUUUUUCUCUCUCUCUCUUUUAUUGUAAUCGGCAAAUGAUUGCUUAUGUACAACUAUAUCUUCGUGACACGAUUAUUACUUGUUUAAUGGGCAUUUUCUUUGCUUAUCUGCACCGACACUUCAAUCGACUUGACAAAUGGAAUUUGCAUGUCACGCUCAAAUCUAAACAUUUUUUUCUUAAAUUCAGGCGUUUUCUUUCGUUUUCCUUUCUUUUCUUUUUCUUUCUUUUCUUUUUCAUUUCUUUUCAUUUCUCUUCUUUUUUUCUUUCCUUUUUUUUUCUUGCUUUUCUUUUCCUUCCCUUUUCUUUUCCUUUCUUUUCUUUUUCUUUUCUUUUCCCUUCUUUUUCUUUUCUUUUUUUCUUGCUUUUCUUUUCCUUUCCUUUUCUUUUCCUUUCUUUUCUUUUUCUUUUCUUUUCCCUUCUUUUUCUUUUCUUUUUUCUUGCUUUUCUUUGCCUUUCCUUUUUUUCCUUUCUUUUCUUUUCUUUUCUUUUUCUUGCUUUUCUUUUCCUUUUCUUUUCUUUUCUUUUUCUCUCUUUUUUCUUUUCUUUCAUUUUCCUUUCCUUUUCUUUUUCUUUCUUUUCUUUUUCUUUCCCUUUUCUUUUCUUUAUCUUUCUUUUUUCUUUUCUUUCUUUUUCUUUUUCUUUCUUUUCUUUUUCAUUUCAUUUCCUUUCGCUUCUUUUCUUUUUUCUUGCUUUUCUUUUCCUUUCUUUUCUUUUUCUUUUCUUUUCCCUUCUUUUUCUUUUCUUUUUUCUUGCUUUUCUUUCAUUCCCUUUCCUUUCUUUUCCUUUUCUUCUCUUUUCUUUUCUCUUUUCUUGCUUUUUCCUUUCCUGUUCCUUUCUUUUCUUUUUCAUUUCUUUUCUUUUCCUUUCUUUUUUCUUUUCGUUUUCCUUGCUUUUCUUUUACUUUUCAUAUUCUUAUCUUUUCUUUUCUUCACUUUUAUAUUUUUUCUUUUUCUAUUCUUUUCCUAUCCUUUUUGUUUCUUUAUUCAUUUUAUUUAUGUCAUUUUUCUACGUACCUUUCAGAGGGAACACUGUCAGGAUGAGCUCUUAG
Acanthosepion pharaonis is the source of this 1089-nucleotide messenger RNA. The record is from the annotation of a GenBank genome assembly. NCBI's taxonomy places the organism in Eukaryota, Metazoa, Mollusca, Cephalopoda, Sepiida, Sepiidae.